AUAUGUAAUAGUCAGCCAACAACUACACCGGAAGGUAUAUCUACAUUAAAGCGUAGCUCAACUGAAAGUGUAUGUGUUGCUGCUGUUCUAGUACAGUUAUUAAUUUAAAUAAUUUUUUCACAACUUAAACUAAUUUAGCUAUGAGUGUAAUGGAGCGUGUAGCGCAAGCAAAACAAUUAUCAAAUUAUUUUAUGCGUUUGAAAAUAAAUAAAAAUUCGGCGUCCUCAAAUGAAAACAACAACAGUUGCGGCCAUAUACAGCAGCCUGAGCAAAGGCCAAGAGAAAUAGCAAAUAACAAUGCCACUAGUGAACCCCGUAGUCCGCCAAAAGUGAUAACCCCACGUGGAACUCAAUCCCUGCCUACGGAGUUGUUAAAGAAAAGGAAGCGUUAUCAGAGUAGAGUACAGCCUUAUGUCUUUCCGACUCAUGUUAAGGCGCGAAAAAGUUUAAAAUUUUAAAAUGUGGGACGUGACGAUUAAUCAUACAAUGCUAAAUGGAAAUAAAAACUAAAUUCAGUGUAAAUUUAAAAGAUUAGAGAAGAAUAUUUUGUUUUAUUAAACUUAACAAUUUUGAAUAGAGAAAAAAUUUACAGAUAUUGAUGUGUUAUGGUGAUUUUAGGAGGUUAGAUGUACUUGGAGGCAUUCGAAAUGUACUAUUUUAAAUAUUUUUUUUUUGCCAGUCAAUUAUUUUAUUUUAUCAAACUAAAAUCAUCUUAAAUAAAGUUUCGACUUUACGUGACAGAAAUUUGAAAAAAAACUAUUCAUUUUAAAAGUAAUGACUGUUUGUGUUGAUUUAGUUCCAACCAAAGCUGUUGAGGUGAUGCUCACUAAUAAUCGAAGAUUAAUCUCAAACCAAGCAGACAUAUUACGCACUAAAAAGUGCGAAAUUGUAUAUUAUUCUCUGAAAGUGCUAAUUAUCCCCAACCCUUUAAUGUCUCAUUACAAAUUUUGUCUUAUGAAUCCUCUGUCUACACACUGUUCGCUUUUUUGUGAAUUGUGUUUUAGCUCUCCAUUGUGAAUUUUUUUUACACUGUAAAAGAAGCAGUACGUAAACAAUAUAAUAAAAUUUAACCAGUUAAUGUAUCAUAAAUAGCAAAAGUUAAAAGUAAAUCAUAUUAAAAUUACGAAAUCUAACUUAAUAUAAUAUGGAGACGGAGCUACCCUCAACAAGCGCAAGUGCUUUGGCGGCUUGUAGUUCUAGUGCCAGCAGCAGCGCUGAAAUCCUAGACUUCGCCGAACUUUCGCCGGAGUUGCUGCAGCGCAAAUUAUACUUUCUAGUGGAUCAGCUAAAGCAAAUGCAUGCACAGCUGCCAGAAAAUUACCAAAUACGAAUAUCAUAUGAGCUGCUUACAGAGCUAGCCAAUUCGCUGCUAAACGAUACAAUCUUUGAAAUUGUCAAAGGUCUGAUGGAAAUACAAAAUGUCACAGAGAAGCAUUUGUUAACACUACGCAAACAAGUGGAAACUGAUUUUGAGCUAGAAAUGCAAGAGUGGCAUAGUAAAAUUACCGAUCCAGAGGAAUUAAGUCACAUUGAACAACUUAUGCAAGUGAAGCAUAGCAAAAAAAUGCGUGAGACCGAUAUGAAAUUGAUUGCAUUGCUAGACCAGAAGGUGCGAGAUCAGCAGAGCACGCUACAUAAAGCUGGCGUCGCUGGCUUUUAUGUCACUGAUAAUCCAAAGGAAAUCAAAAUACAAAUGUUUCUGUUGGAUUUCAUUAUUCGAUUGAGCAGGGUCAAAUUUGAGCCAAACAAAUAACAGGAGGAGUAAAACGUGGCUUUCACGUUACCUCAGCAACUAGUUAAUUAAUAUUUAUUUUAUUUUGUAAUGUACUGGCUGCUGUUAUCUUCUUUUUUACGACUAUUGUAUGAAAUUAGAAAAUCUGUUGAAAUUAAUAAGAAAGGCGAUUAACUAAAAAGUGCUAAUUCAUGUUAUUUGCAGAGUCGGUAUAUAAACAACUCAGUUCUCAUACACAAAAAAUUAACUGAGCUAAGUACGGCGGAUAUUCCAAAUAAUAAAAAUUAAAAAAAAAAAAAAUAUUGCGAAAAGAUAAGGCAACUUUUAG
Molecule: messenger RNA, 2060 nt
Organism: Bactrocera oleae (olive fruit fly)
Lineage: Eukaryota; Metazoa; Arthropoda; Insecta; Diptera; Tephritidae
Gene: gdl
Product: gonadal protein gdl
Source: RefSeq, a predicted model, not a curated record